GUCGGGGAAGAUGCAUAUUGGAAGUUAGUUUGCUUGGUUGCGAGUACGUAGUUGGUCCAAUGGUGUAGACACGCGGUUAGUAUGAAACAGAUGUUUAUCUCCUAUUCGAAUUGCUUGGUUGUGGAUGGAUGUGAAGUAGUGAGUAGUAGGAUUUAAAACGCGGGUUGAUAUGGGAAGUUUGCAGUAUACUAGUAACAUAAUUGCCGGUGAUGGAGACGGCGCUAUAUAUUUGGUUUCUGGGGUUAAGGGUUUCUACAAUGAGUACUAUUGUAUUAUUCCUAUGUUAAAUGGGGGAAGUACGCUCUAUAGCGUUCUAUUAGUACUGCUCGAUAAGAGGACGAAAUCGAAUUUAGGUUUGAAUGAAGGGAAUACUACAGUUUUCCUCAUAGAAACCAUGUUCCAUGGGAUAUGCUUACUACCGCAAUAUAUAUUUCGGCAUCCAGGAAUGCACAGAAUAUACUACGACGACCCAUCAUAUCACAUAAUCCCGAUCAUAUCCAGAGCCAGAUUCCAGGGCCUACAUAUCCAGAAGUUACUCCUACCACUAACCACAAGUCUCCGAUAAACUACGGAGCAGAAUCCGGACUCCGUGUCGUAGCAUCUGUAUAUCAUCAGGAACCGACGGGAGUGAACCAUGGAACCAACCAGUAUCCCGGCCACGAACCCCGACUGACAGAUAGCUUUCCAUGGUUAAGCUGAUCGCAUGCAACUACGUGUUUAGAAUAUCCUGGACUACGGCACCAAGUUCUAUCGAAAACCAAGCCGAAUUAGGCGAC
Molecule: messenger RNA, 776 nt
Organism: Aspergillus welwitschiae
Lineage: Eukaryota; Fungi; Ascomycota; Eurotiomycetes; Eurotiales; Aspergillaceae
Exons: 1
Coding region: 170-565 (131 amino acids)
Source: RefSeq, a predicted model, not a curated record